AUGGGUACAAGGCCAAAUAACACCAUUCUGGCAUUCUAUGUCCAAUAUGAAGUGUUGAUCACAGAAGAGAAAGGGGGCCAGAAUUUAGCCUAUAAUGGUUUCAUCUACAGAAUUAUACGCAGAAAUGGUGAAUACUCUUGUCGAGGAUCCCUCUCUGCCCUUAACAACAUACCAGUUGCUUUUGGAAGACAGGAACACAACCAUCCAACAGAUCAUGCAGAAGUUGUGGCACAGCAGAUCAGAAACAGCAUCACCAAGAGAUGCCUUGAAGAAGUCAGACCCAUACCAACAAUAUACGAAGAAGAACUCCGCAAGCUCCGAGAUGAAGAAUGGGAUGAAGACUGCAAAGCGGUGGUACAGCGACUGCCUACCUUCAAUACAGCCAAGUCGUCACUCUACAGAGCCCGCCGAAAGGAAACUCCUGCGCUACCAAAGACUCUUUCUGACAUCAGACUGGAAGGGAAGUGGACAGAAACAUCAACCGGAGACAGAUUUCUUCUUUUUGACGACGGAGACCAGCAGAACCGAAUUAUAGCCUUCGCCACUACGGAGAACCUACGAUAUCUCUCAACUGCCGACACAUUCUACUGUGAUGGAACAUUUUACACGUGCCCGAGCUUGUUUCAUCAGAUCUACAGCAUCCAUGUGGUUAUUGAUGGAAGGAUGACGCCAGUCGUAUUUGCGCUACUACCAGGAAAGAGUAAAAGAAUCGACACUCGACUGUUUACCCUACUCAAGGAACACAUGACUCAACUGUACCUGCCUUUCGCCCCAACCCAUGCAUUCGCCGACUUUGAAGUAGCAGUACACAACGCCAUUCGCCAGACAUUCCCAGGAAUCACCAUGAAAGGCUGUUUUUUUUUCCAUUUGAUCCAGAGUGUAUGGAAAAAAGCACAGACAACUGGACUGCAAACUCUAUACCGGGACAACGAAGAUGUUAGGGCCCUUAUCCGCCGUGCAGCUGUUCUACCACUGGUACCCAUGGACUGCAUAGAAGACGUAUGGUUACAGACACUAGAAGAUCUAGAAGACGCUGAAGUACCACAGAACACAACACCUUUCACAGACUAUGUUACAGAGCAGUGUGUGGAAGGAGAUAGGCCGUUGUGGAAUCACUUCCAAACAGAUGGACCACGAACAACAAACAACCUAGAAGCCUGGCACGGGAAACUAAAGAAGAAGGUGAAACACGCUCAUCCGAAUAUAUUUGCCAUCAUACAGACAUUCAAGGAAAUAGACAAUGCCGACGUCAUCAACAGAAUGCAGAGAGAAGCUGGAGGAACCACCCGACCGCGUGCGAAGAAGUACUGCAACAUUGACCCCCGCCUUACAACACUCAAAGAAAGAUACGGAAACGGAACCAUUGACCUGAUGACCUACGCUGAUUCAGCAUCACAUCUACUUCAUCUUGGAUAA
Ylistrum balloti is the source of this 1416-nucleotide messenger RNA. RefSeq lists its product as uncharacterized. The transcript is spliced from 2 exons. The coding region runs from base 1 to 1416 and encodes 471 amino acids. NCBI's taxonomy places the organism in Eukaryota, Metazoa, Mollusca, Bivalvia, Pectinida, Pectinidae. The record is from RefSeq and is a predicted model, not a curated record.